This is a messenger RNA of Passer montanus (Eurasian tree sparrow), 3147 nucleotides long. It is a transcript of the gene PRELP, whose product is annotated as proline and arginine rich end leucine rich repeat protein. The transcript has 4 exons. NCBI's taxonomy places the organism in Eukaryota, Metazoa, Chordata, Aves, Passeriformes, Passeridae. Gene Ontology annotation, molecular function: heparin binding; protein binding. Gene Ontology annotation, cellular component: extracellular exosome. Bases 132 to 1247 code for a protein of 371 amino acids. The record is from RefSeq and is a predicted model, not a curated record.
GAGGAGGAGGAGGAGGAGGAGGAGGAGGUGGAGGAGGAGGAGGAGGGAGAGAGAAGCCAGAGAAAAACUUGUCUUGGGGAUUAAUAGGAGGCAGGAGGAGGGAGAGGUGCGCACAGGAAAGCACCCGGACCAUGAAGGCGGCCCUGGCGUUCCUGCUCCCGCUGGCGCUGGCGCUGGCGCCCGCGGCGAGCGCCCAGCGGCGCAAACCCCCCCGCAGGCCCACCCGGCCGCCCGCGCCCUUCGAGGAGCCCGCGGAGCCCACGGAGCUGCCCCCUCCCCUCCCUCCGGGCCCGCCGUCCGUCUUCCCCGACUGCCCGCGGGAGUGCUACUGCCCGCCCGACUUCCCGUCGGCGCUGUACUGCGACAGCCGCAACCUGCGCACGGUGCCCGUCAUCCCGCCGCGCAUCCACUACCUGUACCUGCAGAACAACUUCAUCGCCGACCUGCCCGAGGAGUCCUUCCGCAACGCCACCGGCCUCAAGUGGGUCAACCUGGACAACAACCGCAUCCGCAAGGUGGACAGGAAGGUGCUGGAGAAGCUGGAGAACCUCAUCUUCCUCUACAUGGAGAGGAACCAGCUGAAGGAGGUGCCCGCCUUCCUGCCGCCCAACCUGGAGCAGCUGCGGCUCAGCAGGAAUCAGAUCUCCAAGAUCCCCGCCGGCGUCUUCAACAAGCUGGAGAACCUGGUGCUGCUGGACCUGCACCACAACAAGCUGAGCGACGGCGUCUUCAACAAGAACACCUUCAAGGGGCUCAAGAACCUCAUGCAGCUCAACCUGGCCCACAACAUCCUGAGGAAGAUGCCCCCCGGCGUGCCCAGCGCCAUCCACCAGCUCUUCCUGGACAGGAACAACAUCGAGGACAUCCCCAGCGAUUAUUUCAAGGAGUUCCCCAACCUGGCUUUCAUCCGGCUCAACUACAACCAGAUUUCGGAUAAGGGGCUGCCCAAAAAUUCCUUCAACCUCACCAACCUGCUGGUGCUGCACCUGGCCCACAACAAGCUCACCAACGUGCCCUUCAUCAGCCCCAAGCUGGAGCACCUCUACCUGAACAACAACUCCAUCGAGAAAAUCAACGGCACGCAGAUCUGCCCCACCUCGCUGGUGUCCAUCCAGGAUUUCUCUCCCUCCGACCUGGACAGCGUCCCGCGGCUCCGCUACCUGCGGCUGGACGGGAACCUGCUCAAGCCGCCCAUCCCUCUGGACCUGAUGCUGUGUUUCCGCCUGCUGCAGUCCGUGGUGUUUUAGCCCCGUCGCGCCUCUCCCAGCCCGGCUUCGCUCGGACGUUUCACCCCCGGCGGGUUUGACACGUGGGACCCUCUCUCCUCCCUCUCCCCCGCUCGCCCCCCGCCUCCAUCCCUCUCCCCGUUGGUUCCCGCUUUUCCUGCCCUGCGGGGACACCCGCGGCUCCUUGGGGACCGCUCUGAGCAGGACAGCGCCGUGUCCCCGCCGGUCGCAGCGCCCUGUCCUUGUCCCCCAGGCCCAGCCCGGAGUGGCUCCGUCUCUCCCUUGGAGCCCCGCGGGGUUCGGGGGGCUGGGGUCGGUCCGGAUGGGGUUCAGGCGUGUCCCUGCUCCUGGGGAACCAUUCCCGGUGGGGUUUGGAGCUGGGAUGGGAUGAGCUGAGGGUGGUGGGACCCGUGGAAGUGAGGAGGAUGGACAAUCAGGCCAUCCCAGGGGGUGGGGACACUCCUGUCACCCUUUGGCUCCGCGUUUCUCUGGAGGAGGAGGAGGAGGGUCUAAAUCCCUCCCCGGGCAGGAGCAGACCCCGCCCGGCUUCAAAUCCCCCAUCCCAGCAUCCCCCCACCCAUGGGGCCACAGCCCCAUCCAAAUCCUGAAUCCACAUCCAUGGGGCCACAGCCCCAUCCCAAAAUCCUGAAUCCACAUCCAUGGAGUUACAGCCCCAUCCAAAUCCUGAAUCUACAUCCAUGGGGCCACAGGCCCAUCCAAAAUCCUGAAUCCUUCCAUGUAAAAUCUGGGAUCAAGAGCCACAGCCCCAUCCCAAAAUCCUGCACAUUUCCCUGUAAAAUAUUAUGAUGUAGUGACACAUAUAUGGGAUCACAGCCCAAUCCCAAAAUCCUACACCUUUCCCUCUAAAAUCUGGGAUUCAGGGACACAUCCAUGGGGCCAGAGCCCCAUCCCAAAAUCCUGCACCUUUCCCUGUAAAAUCUGGGAUGCAGGGACACUUCUGUGGGGUCACAGCCCCAUCCCAAAAUCCUGCACAUUUCCCUGUAAAAUAUUAUGAUGUAGUGACACAUAUAUGGGAUCACAGCCCAAUCCCAAAAUCCUACACCUUUCCCUCUAAAAUCUGGGAUUCAGGGACACAUCCAUGGGGCCAGAGCCCCAUCCCAAAAUCCUGCACCUUUCCCUGUAAAAUCUGGGAUGCAGGGACACUUCUGUGGGGUCACAGCCCCAUCCUGCAUCCUUCCCUCUGAGAUCUGAGGAUUCAGGGCCACGUCCACGGCUCAGUUUCUCUCUGGAGCCAAUCACACAUGGCUGGGUUUUGCCUUUUUUUAUCAGAAAUAAAAGGAAGGGAGAAGAAAAGGGAAGAAUCAUCCUUUGGAAGGGCUAUUUUUAUCCCUGCUCUUCCCCGUCCCCACAUGUAUCGCUUCCCCCUCCCAUAGCUGUACCUGCAUUUAUAGGGUGUCCGGGUUUAGGGGGGAUUAUUCUCUUCUUUUCUUCCCGAGUCUCAGGAUUUGGAUUUAAAGGCCGAGCAUUAGAAAGGAGGAAAAAAAAAAAAAUCAAAAUCCAACUGCAAUGAGCAUUAAAUAAGCCAAAGAAAGCUCCUUUGUGUCCAGCCAGCAGAGCUGACCCUUCCCAGGACGGGCACGGACGGGCACCGUGUCCUUCCCCUGCAGCUGGCACAGGGAUGCUCCCCUUCUCCCAUUAAUUAACACCUCCUGCUCAUUAAGGAGGCUUUCCCCUGAUGCUAAAAUCUGCUUUGCAGCUCUCCCUGCAGUAGGGUGGGACAGGUUUCAGCCCUAAACCCGGACAGAGCCCCUGGAUUUAUAUAUAUUUAUAUCUGAUGUGUAUAUAGACUGGUAGAAUGUACAGAUAUUCCUAAAGCCACGUGCUCCUCCCCACCCGGCAACUUUAUGGGGUUUUCACUCCCACUCCCUGCAGCAGUGGAAAUAAAAUCAUUCACAAGGGA